Messenger RNA from Capsicum annuum, 489 nucleotides. Its product is annotated as receptor-like protein 12. The transcript has a single exon. Gene Ontology annotation, molecular function: protein binding. The record is from RefSeq and is a predicted model, not a curated record. The coding region runs from base 1 to 489 and encodes 162 amino acids. NCBI's taxonomy places the organism in Eukaryota, Viridiplantae, Streptophyta, Magnoliopsida, Solanales, Solanaceae.
AUGGCACAUUUGCAUCGACUUAUGUUUCUUGAUUUAAUUUUCAACAGCUUCAGCGGGGAGGCUCCCUCUUGGGUUGGGUUUUUACACCAACUUCAAGUACUAAACCUUGGAAAUAAUGGUUUCACUAGUUCCAUCCCUUCUUCAUUUUCGAAUAUUUCCAAACUUGAGACUUUUAAUCUGAAAUUCAAUUCCAUAGAGGAUCAAAUCCCAAAAGUGAUUGGAAGCCUUAUAAACCUUAAAGUAUUAAACUUGAGGGGUAACAAGCUCGUAGGCUUUAUUCCUAUAUCUCUCUCGAAUGUCUCAAGGUUGGAGACUAUGGAGAUAUCUUAUAAUUCACUUCAAGGAAACAUUCCAGAAGGUAUCGGCAAUCUUCACGACAUGAAAGUGCUAUCCAUACAAGUUAAUCAACUUACAGGUUCUAUAUCUUUCACAAUUUUCAAUAUUUCAAGAAUUGAAGUCAUUGCACUUGCCAUCAAUAGCUUAUCAUGA